Messenger RNA from Chlamydomonas reinhardtii, 3228 nucleotides. RefSeq lists its product as uncharacterized. The coding region runs from base 92 to 334 and encodes 80 amino acids. The transcript is spliced from 2 exons. NCBI's taxonomy places the organism in Eukaryota, Viridiplantae, Chlorophyta, Chlorophyceae, Chlamydomonadales, Chlamydomonadaceae. The record is from RefSeq and is a predicted model, not a curated record.
CUGUUACAGCGUGCGGGGUAAGGUUGCUGUUGCCACGGGAACCUCACCCACCCUUGCCUUGGGCCGGGACAAGUGACAAAAACGCCCCAAAAUGUCUUCUGCGAUUCUCAGAAAGACCCGCUCAAGAUGUCAACAUGUGUCCCUGAUUCGCAUGCAGGUGGGCGCGGUGCUGGUGGUGCGCAUGCCGCCUGAGCUGCAGCUGUGGCGCACGCACCUGCACAUGGCCACGCUGGGGGUCUCGUACCUACUGUCAUCCUACGGGGGCGGUGCUGGUGCGGUGCGUGUCGCCAAGCGCGUGUGCAUGCGACCCUACCAUCAUUUCAGGGGCGAUUGAUGGAGCCGGCGACUGGAAAGGCAAGCACCAGUUGUCCAUCACAGAUGAAAAGGGCGUUCGGCUGUACCUGCCACGCCACUGGGCAUGGGACGGUCCCGCGAACACUAAAAGCCUGGUGACCAGCAGGGAUGGACCUGGAGCGUCGCCACCGCCGGGGGGCGUCCCUCAGUUGGCAGAGGCCGCUGUGUAGCUGCUUCGCGUGUGCCGACGCAUAGCGCUGUCCGGACGCUUAUUGCAUUGCACGUCCGCCCGAGCGCGCUGUGGGCACCUUGACUUCGAAGAGCGGGGCUACGCACGCAUCGUGACGACUGGGGUGUGCCGACCGUUAGACCUGAGGGUGGGCUAUACUGGUCACGGUGAUCAGAGGCGAUAAAAAUGCAGCCUCAUGCAAUUUGCUCAAGCGGCCAGAGUAAGGGGAGAGACAUGCGUAUGAAGCCGUAAGGUAGCGCAGCGAGGGGGCGUGAACAUGGACCGCCUGCCCAGUGCCUUGCGAGAUGUGGGCACGAGACGAUAUGGUUCUAUAGAGACCACAGAGAUGCUAUUGGCCGGUCUGAGCGGCAAUGAGAGACGCGGCCAGGAGAGACGUCAGCAUCAGUCGCGGAACCCCCCGACCCUGACAGUGACAGAACGCGGCCGGCGGUGAACUGGACUGGCGAGUAUGAUUCGCACAUAAAGUUGUACAUAAAGGUGUGGCAUAACGAGGAAGGGGCUGCAGUCUGUCGGCAGCAGCCCGGGCAUGGACUGGCGGUAGCUCGCUGCAUAGGGGACUUGAAUGCUCGAGUCCUACAGCGAUGUCUGAAGACGAUAAGUGGUUGGGGCGAAGUGGUAGGAGCGUUUUCCCCGAGGAGCGCUUGUUGACGCGGAGCCAUCAUGCGGUUCGGCUCUUCGGCUACCCUGGCCGCGGCGACGGUCUUUAGGCCGAAGCCUGUGCCAGUGGUCCGGGAGCCUAGCGCGCUUGCUUUUGUGUGAAUUUGCUAGGCGGCGAUAGCGUUUGCAGGCCUAGACUUUGAGGGACGACUAGAGAACAGGGCGGGUUGAGGGAUGGAGACUGGGUAUUGAUGCUCACACCCUUCCCUAGCUUGCCCCGUGCCCUUGGUGGCCCUGGGGCGUUGUUUGAGCUACGGUGCGCAUUUCCAAAUAGCGACGCAAGCAGGGGGUAGUUCAGGCGCUGCAUGGGGACGCUGCAUGAGGGCAAAGUCUGAGUGGAAGCUGGCCCCUGCACCUUCCAGGCCUAGCUCCCCUGCGCCAAUCGCGAUGGUGGAAGGUGCCCGGGGCAAUAUAGGACCGCUCCGGAGCGCCAAGAAACUAACCCGGCACUCCUGUGUAAUACGCCACGAGUAAUUGACAAGCACGAACCUUGCUCAUACCGGAAGAACAGUCUCUCAGCCCUCAAAGGCUCUUCUCCCCUGACAGCGGGCCUGUCAGCAAGUUCCCAGCGCCAAGGCGCGACAGUGAUUGAGGCAUAAGGCAAUCCGCCAGAGCCUCCUCUUCAGCGGGCCCCUGUGCCCCGGCUUCACGCCCGGUCGCAUCGACCCCGUGCGCGACUCUUCGUGACCCGUCUGCUCCCGCGACGUGGUCCUGUGGUAUCUUACGGAUUUCGACUACGUAUAUCGGCGGCUACCAGCGCCUGGACGGCAACAACGAGCCUCGCGAGUGCCUCGGCUGAGCCCAUCGCCACCUACCGAGACCUCCCGACAGCUCUCUCCAGGCUGUGGCCUAUCCCCUGGAUUCUGCUUCCCCUUUGGUUUAUCUACAAAUCAAGACUACGUUCUGAGACUCCCCUGACGACCCCAACGUGAAGACCGGCUUGCGAGCAUCGAUUCGUUGCCGACUGCACUGGGUCAAGACCCUGAGUUGUUCAAGACCUCCAACAAUACGUCUGGUUUGCCCCUGAGCCCUGUUUGGGAACAACUGAUUGCAUAGUGAGAUUUCGGUUCCAUUACGGUUGCGAGGCUCGCUUGACUCUUGGCUUGCAGCAGCCGCAUUGUACAUAUUGUUUGGGAGAAGGCAGCUGAGUGAGACAGCUCCCAAAGCGCCCGUUGCUCGGACUUGUACUCCGGCUUGACACACGUGUCGUUGCCCGCAGUCCGCUUCGGCGCAUUCAGUCCGCUUCGGCGCAUUCUCCAACAGGUCCUGCGCGAGCUCGGCCCUCACGGCCCGGCGCCAGCGCCUUUAUACCUAUCCUGACCGCCAACGACGAUUCAGUGGAGUAACAAGGCCUUCAAGACCUGGUUUAUUGGGUGUACCGUCUGACAUCAACGACGGGCAUCACCAACCGCACCAACGCAUUCAAGUUCAAGCGCAUCCCCCCCUUGCGACGCACGAAACAGCUGCAGGCGUCGUCAUACGACUGUUUCUGGGAGAAGCUCCGUUGUAGUCGGCCCCAACACAUCGCGCUGCAAAAGGUGUCCGCCCAGCAGGACGUGUCCACCCGCGCAGAGUAGCGACAGCUGCCUGCACGGCUGCCUGGCGAGGCGGAGUGUGAUGUGGAAUUUACGGUCAUGGAGUCCAGGCUGGCUGGAAGCGGGAGUGAUGUCCAUAAGUUCAAGAUAACCAGGCUCGCUCUGGACUAUGACCUAAGCAUAUGGCAGUAGUUACUAGUUAGUGAGACUGUGAGAGCAGGGUGCAACCCGGGUUCACUUGGGGGCGUGCCCGCCACCUGACGCCAUUUCCCGCCAUUUCAGACUUUGGUUCAGACUUUGGUUCCGACUUUGGCUCCGACUUUGGUUCAGACCGACUUGUAACAUGAACGUGAAACGCCGCAAAGGCCCGUUGGUUGAGGCCUUGAGAGUACCUACGCCUCGACCUGUGUUACAGCACAUCGAGGCGCACGCCGGUGACUGGAUCGUGACAAAAUUUCGGGCGUUGUAUUCGGGCGACAAGUCGCUCGCCUU